AUGGCAUGUACCUGCGGUUGUGUUGCCAUCACUACGCUGGUUUUGGGUGUUUUGCUAGCGAUUGGAUGUGGUGUUGGUAUUCCGCUACUAACGACGUUCUUGAGCGGAGUAGUUGAUCAGAGGGUAGAAUUAUUACCGAAUACCACUGGUUAUAAUAAUUGGCUGCAUCCUGGCGGACCAAUUUAUAUGCAAUUUUAUAUUUUCAAUAUUGUGAAUCCAUUAGAAAUUGAGCAAGGUCAACGACCGGCUGUUGAACAAAUUGGUCCAUUUACUUAUAGGGAACAUCGUAUUAAAACUGAUGUUGUCUUCUACACCAAUGGCACUGCAUCUUACAAUGAGAAGAAGAUUUUUAUUUUUCUACCAGAUCGAUCAAUUGAUAGCGAUAAUUUUACGUUUACAACUAUCAACGUACCAUUAUUAACAACGUUGGAAAUUAUGAGGAAAGAUAAUAUAUCAGAAAAUCUUAAGAAACUCUUUUUCAAUUUCGUUUCAAACCUGCAUAACGAGGGAUUGUUUAUAAAGCGGUCAGUUAGACAGAUGAUAUGGGGCUAUGAUGACGAUAUUUUUGACUUUUUACGUGAUAUAAGUGCACUGUUGCCUAACCCAGUCAAAAUUCCGAAAGUGUUUGGAUUGCAACAAAAUGCCUCAAGUGCUGGAAUAUUUGAUGUUUACACUGGUAAAGAUGAUCCGAAAAAUUUAGGAAAGAUUGCGCGUUGGAAUGGGGAAAGUCAUUUGCAUUGGUGGAAAGACAAAUAUGCUAAUAUGAUCAAUGGAACUGAUGCCGUACAAUUUCAUCCACAUUUGACUCGGAAGGAAAUGCUAUAUUUAUUCAAUAACGAUGUAUGCAGAUCCUUAUACUCUAUUUACCACUCUGAUGUUAAACUGAAAGGCAUUAAUUUGUAUCGUUAUACUAUUCCCGGUAAAGUUUUCUUGAAUUCUUCAGCUAAUCCAGACAAUGCCGGUUUCUGUGAACCGUGCCUGGCUUCUGGACUAUUAAGUUUAUCCUCGUGCAAACAAGGGGCUCCUGUAGCUAUUUCAUCACCCCAUUUCCUUUAUGGCGAUCCUCAAUUAGUACAUAAUGUAACAGGUCUACAUCCAAACUUGGAAGAGCAUGCGACGUGGAUUGAUAUUGAUCCGAUUACAGGCUUUACCAUGCAUGCCCGGAAACGGUUACAAAUUAAUGCUGUCGUCUCGCCUGAUAAUUCGCUUAAGGGAAUGAAAAAUGUAAAAUAUGUAGUAAUGCCGAUUGUUUACCUGAACGAGAGUGCUGAGAUUGAUAAGAAGCACGUCGAUCUGUAUAACCAGCAGCUUACUAUACCAUUUCUAAUCUUUCAUAUUUUGGAGUAUGCGGUGCCUGCAUUUAGUGGAAUUCUUAUCCUAGUAUCAGCGGUGGUUCUAUUUCGUAUUAAGCGACAUGGCCGAAUUCUGCACGUGGUAGAAUUUGGUAAAUAUCGCCAGAAUGUCCUUGAUGUUGCUAAAAUAAUGACAAAACGUUUCAUUGUAAUUAUAUUUGACGAAAGUUGA
Trichoplax adhaerens is the source of this 1524-nucleotide messenger RNA. RefSeq lists its product as uncharacterized. Gene Ontology annotation, cellular component: cytoplasm; membrane. The record is from RefSeq and is a predicted model, not a curated record. The transcript has 12 exons. NCBI's taxonomy places the organism in Eukaryota, Metazoa, Placozoa, Uniplacotomia, Trichoplacea, Trichoplacidae. The coding region runs from base 1 to 1524 and encodes 507 amino acids. Gene Ontology annotation, molecular function: scavenger receptor activity.